Lotus japonicus is the source of this 2267-nucleotide messenger RNA. RefSeq names its product CSC1-like protein At3g54510. NCBI's taxonomy places the organism in Eukaryota, Viridiplantae, Streptophyta, Magnoliopsida, Fabales, Fabaceae. The record is from RefSeq and is a predicted model, not a curated record. Bases 46 to 2184 code for a protein of 712 amino acids. The transcript has 10 exons. Gene Ontology annotation, molecular function: calcium-activated cation channel activity. Gene Ontology annotation, cellular component: plasma membrane.
UCUCUACACGCUCUGUAACUGUAACUGUAUCUGCAGAAUUUCAAGAUGAACCCUCAUAGCCUUGUAGCAUCUGCUACCAUAAACAUAGGGUUAUCAUUGAUAACUCUCACUCUCUUCUCCAUCCUGAAGAAGCAGCCUUCAAAUGCUUCCAUUUACUACGCUCACCGUCUCUCUCACCGCCACCACAUCCCUUUCGAUCGCUCCUCUGCCUCUAACCGUUUCCUUCCUUCUGUUUCUUGGAUCUCUCGCGCUUUUCGUGUCACUGAAAAUGAGAUUCUCCAAGAACAUGGCCUUGACCCUCUUGUUAUCAUCAGGCUCUUCAAAUUCGGCAUUAAGUUUUUUGCAGUGGCUUCUCUUGUUGGGUUGGUGGUACUUGUCCCGAUUAAUUAUGAUGCCGAAGUGGUUCAGAACAAGAGAUACUUUACAAUGGAUUCUUUUACAAUAUCUAAUGUUAGUAGAGGUUCUUCAAGGCUUUGGGUACAUUUUGCAUGCUUGUGUUUCCUAUCUUUAUACGGGAUGUACCUGCUGUAUAAGGAAUAUGAAGAAAUUUUGAUUCUAAGGAUUCAGCAACUUCAAAAUUUAAGGAAUAGACCUGAUCAAUUUACUAUUAUAGUUCGGGAAAUUCCAGUAUGCAUUGAACAUAAGGCUCUCGACUGUUGUGUUGAUCAUUUCUUCAGUAAAUACUAUCCAAACACUUUCUAUUCCUAUCAAAUGGUGUAUGGCACUGAAGAUCUUGAGGUGUUAGUGAACCAGACAAAGUCUCUUGCAAGAAAAAUAGGAGACUUGAGAGAGACUCCCACGGCCAAGAAACGUAAGAAUAAGUUGUCACUCUUGGAUUGGUCACAACAAGAGACUUCAAAAGUAGCUUUGCUUGAGGAAAAGUUUCACGCACUUUGUCACAAGAUUCACCAGUUACAGUGCAAAGAUAUGCUCAAGAAAAAGGAGUUGCCUGUUGCUUUUGUAACAUUCAAGUCCCGUUCGGGUGCUGCAGUAGCAGCUCAGUUGCAACAGCAGUCACAUCCACUUCUUUGGAUCACUGAACUUGCCCCAGAACCAAGGGAUGUUUCAUGGAGAAAUAUGAAAGUAUCCUACAGACUAGUGCCACUUUAUAAACUUGGUGUUCUCAUUGCAGCAUCACUGCUUACAGUUUUCUUUGUCAUUCCUGUUACUGCUGUUCAAGGAAUAGCCAAAUAUGAGAAACUGAAGAAAUGGUUUCCUCCAGCCAUGGCCAUACAGUUGAUACCAGGAUUAAGCUCUAUAGUGACAGGAUACCUUCCAAGUGUUGUACUGAAAGGAUUUAUAUACGUUGUGCCAUUUGCAAUGUACGCUAUGGCUAAAGUUGCGGGAUGUAUUGCAAGAAGUAAGGAGGAGAUCAAGGCUUGCAACAUGGUUUUCUACUUUCUGAUUGGAAAUGUAUUCUUCUUGAGUGUUUUAUCAGGAUCCCUUCUUGAUUUUAUUGAACAAUUUAUUAGCCAUCCUAAAAAUAUUCCCAGUCAUCUUGCCAGAGCGGUCUCUGCCCAAGCAGAUUUCUUUGUGACAUACAUCUUGACAGAUGGUCUAUCAGGGUUUUCUUUCGAAAUUCUUCAGCCUGGCUUACUACUUUGGGAUAUUCUAAUGUCGUGUACUCCGGGAUGUACACGAGAGAGAAGUCCUUAUCUGUAUUCAUUGCCUUACUUCAGAAUUAUCCCUUUUGUCUCUCUCUCAGUGCUAAUUGGGACAGUGUAUGCAGUAGUAGCGCCAUUGUUACUCCCAUUUCUUAUCAUUUACUUCUGUCUUGGAUAUGUUGUCAUGAUUAACCAGAUUCAAGACGUGUAUGAAACUACUUACGAAACAUGUGGACAAUAUUGGCCGUACAUUCAUCACUACAUUCUCCUUGCAAUUAUUCUCAUGCAGAUUACCAUGAUUGGUUUAUUUGGGCUGAAGGCAAAACCAGCUGCUUCUAUAUCAACCAUUCCAUUACUUAUAUUCACAUUAAUGUUUAAUGAGUACUGCAAGAUGCGUUUUCUCCCUUCCUUUCACCAUUAUUCUCUCAAGGAUGCUGCUGAAAAUGAUGAACUUGAUGAAAAGAGUGAUCUCUUGGAGUUCCACUAUGACAGUGCAAUCAAUGCUUAUUGUCCACCAUGUUUACGGCCAGUGAAUAUUAGGGCACCAGAGUCCAGCUCCACACCAUUAGUUUCUUCAUGAUCUGCAUUUGUUACAUUAUUCUUGAAAAAAUAGUGACAAUUAUUAUUUGAAGGAAAUGCAAAAGGACAUGCUCAAUUCAAGAA